Molecule: messenger RNA, 2303 nt
Organism: Scaptodrosophila lebanonensis
Lineage: Eukaryota; Metazoa; Arthropoda; Insecta; Diptera; Drosophilidae
Exons: 3
Coding region: 64-2148 (694 amino acids)
Source: RefSeq, a predicted model, not a curated record
AAACAAAGGAUACACAUAAACAAACAUACAAACAUAUAACAAAAAACCAAUCUACACAAAGAAAUGGAAGAAGAACAAAUGCAGCCAACAGAAGAGGAUGAUGAGGUAGCAGAAGGUUCAGAUGGUACUGAAUUUAUUAGGGAGGUAGAAUUUAAUGAAACCAUAGUGCAAGAAGAAACAGUCGAAACCAGAGGAGAUCCUCCCCUUCAGCAAAAUGACACUGUGGGAAUAUCUACGGAUGCAUCCACGGAUGAUGCGACCUCACAAACCACCACAGAAUCCAGGGCCGAUGUUGAGGGAUCUUCGGGGUUUAACACAAGUACUGAGUUGGUAAAUACCUCUGAUCAUGGAUUAUCAGAAGGUACAGGGGAACCGGAAAGAAUCACAGUUGAGUACGUAGAAAAGAUAAAUCGUCAAAAACGUAAAGAAGCUCGGCAAAAGAAACGCGAAGACCGUCAAAAAUAUUUAGAGUCGAAAGAACGCAAAAGUAAACCAAUAGUUUUAACAACAAAGAGCCUACUCAUGGAGGAAGAUUAUGAUGAGGACCAGCUCCUAAAAGAAAGAGGGAAAUUGCUUCUUCGUGGUACAUAUGAUGAACAGCUCAUGCGAGAACUGGAAGAAAUGUCAUUACUUUCAACUUCUUCGACUAUUUCGUCCACCGACUCUGAAAUAUGUACUGUUGCAGCUAAGACACAAUUUUUAACAGAUUUUGCAGAACUUCCUGAAAUGAAAGAUAUAUCUGAAGAAGAAAUUGUUUUAGACACAGCACAAUCUAUUAUUUUGAAAGUCGAAGAAGAACGGCCAACUCAAAAUGUAGACGUCGGCCAUUUUGUGGACCCCUUAACCGGUAUGCAGGAAUCUUCAUCAUCUUCAGAAAGCGUGGAAGUACAAAUCGUCACCGAAAUAGUCGAAGAGGAGCAAGUUCAGGAAAGCUCUGAGUUGGAACUUAUGCCAGAUGAGAUUGAAGUUCCUGUCGCUACAGAAGAAACUGCAGAAGAUUUUCUUGAUAUGAUGGCCAAAUCUUUUGUUGAAUUUACAUAUGUAUCGACGACAGACUUGGAAAGUAGAAGAAUAGCCAGAGAGAAUGCAAGACUUGCGAACGAUUUACUUCAGAGGAUUAUUAAUGAGGUUGUUGAUCGAGCUGAACGUAUUGAUCCCAAAAUGUUUGCUUUAAAAAACCUUGAUAAGUCGAAACUAAUGAAGAAUCUCAUUAGGGAAUUACAGUUAUUUAUUUGCGAGAAACAAAUAAAUGAAAAUCUCCAUUCAAAGAUUAUUGAUUAUUGCAAACGGACAAAAUCGUUCCGAUUGCUAUCGAAGAAUGCAGAACAAAAGGAACGAGUGGAGUUAGAUAGAUUCAAUUCAGCUCUAAAUUCCCUUGACCAUUUUAAAAAAUGUGCCGCUAUGGCUAAGAAAAUGAACUCUUAUCUCAUGUCUAGUGUACUAAUGGAUCUUGCAGCCGUACGAAGCGUAGCCAUGUCCACCGAAGUAGACUUAGAGAAUACAAUUCGCAAGAACUUAAUUCGCAAGGACUCGGAGUUUUUAAGUCGAAUAGUCAACCGAGAACUAAGGCUUAUGAACAAUGUACGUAAUGAAAUAAGCGACGCACGCUACGAUCUUCUUAUAAGAAAACACACUUUGGGUCGACUUAAUGAGCGCAUUGCAAAAUUUGAAUAUAUUAAUGAUGAACUCGAAAUGAGCCAAUUCAUUUCUAAACAAACUGAAGUGCUAAGCUUAAGUAAAAAAAUAGAGGAACGGAGCACUGAACUCAGGAAAAUGCGUACCAACUAUACCAAUGAGUUGCAUGCCUUGGCACAUAUGAGGGAAAAAUCGUCAAUGCUCGCGAGCUCUCUGGAGCAUGCCAAAGGUGUAUAUGAUCGGGCUGUUAAUGAUGAACGCAAAUUGCGCGAAACACUGUUCAAGUUGAAAGUGGAGCGUGGCAAGACUCGACAUGAAUCUCAGGAUAUAGCCUAUAAUGGCGGGCUGCUGUCCAAUCCCUCACUAAUGUACGACUACGACCAUACUGUGGAAAAGUUAAAAAAAAAGUACGAAAUAGUGAAGAAACUAAAGAAGCAACAGAAGCAAUUAAUAGAGCGUGUUAAUAGAGCCGAGAUGUUGAGCAAACAAAUUAUAGAUAAGUCAUCUACAUAGCAUUAUUUUUCAAUCGCUAUGAGAAUGAUAGCGGAGGUUCAAUUUCAAGUUUUCUUACAGUCUAAAAGAUUUUCAUAAAAAGUGAUAUUAGUGUCAGUCUUAUUUAUAUCAAGUUUCCCCCUAAUACAAUUAAAUGCACAAAAACUAUGUACCAA